ACUGCAGCGCUGUAGUGCCGCUGCUCGGCAGACAGGGGGCGCUGCUCUGCGCUGUGAGACUGGGGGUUUGUAAAGGUGAAUAAGAGGCGGUGAAGUUGAGGCGAGGCUGGUGUUUCUCAGCGCGUCUAAACUAAUCAUUCCUGCUGAGAAUGCGCAGGCAGGUCACAGAUGAAUUUGGUGGCUGACCACAGUGACCAUGGUGCCGUGCUUAGGUGUCCUUUUGUUGCUGUCGUUCCUCUCUCAGGUCAGAGGGCUUUUUCAGGUGUCUGAGGAGAUCACCGUGCCGGAAGAAUGGGUUCUGCUUCAUGUUGUCCAAGGCCACAUUGGGGCAGGAAACUACAGCUACCUUCGCCUCAACCACGAUGGACGCAUCAUCCUCCACAUGCACAGCCUCAAGGGUGACGCCGACCUGUACGUGUCUGAUAAAACGCUGAGACCAGACUUUGAUACCUACAAGCUUCAGUCAGCCACCUGUGGCUACGACGUGGUUGUGGUUCCGGGAGACUUUGUGAGACCCGUGGGCAUCGGGAUCUAUGGACACCCCUCUUACCUGGAGAGUGAGUUUGAGAUGAAGGUGUAUUACGAUCAGACAGCUUUUACUGAGGACCCAUUUCAAAAGGAUUCUUAUUCGUCAGAGGAGAGCAAUGGAAAGCCCAGGUACCCCCAGCAUGAUGCUGAAGAAGAUAUGGAGGAGGAGUCGAUCCUUUGGACUAUUCUUAUUGGAAUCCUUAAGAUAAUACUUGAAAUUUUGUUUUGAUAAUAAUUAGCUCAUUGCCAUCUGAAUCAUUUUGCCAUUAGUAUUUGCAUUUCAGGAAAAGUGCACGGAACUGUGUGGCCAAAAUACCUGAAAAAAAGCAGUAAAGAAAAGCUUUUUGAUAAAUGUAGGAUUCAUUUUGUUUCUAAUUUCUAGAUUUGGUAUAAUGAGCUUGUAUACCACAAGUCACUAAAACAUAAUCUGUUCUCUUCUUUCUGUCUUUCAUUCAGUUGACAGUUCUUUUGUUGGAUAUCUGCCGACCCAGUUCAUCUUUUAAUUGUUUUGAUUGUGAUUUGUUUCCAACCAUGUUAUACAUUGUGCUCCAGUCAUUUGCUAAUUUAUUAUGUUGAGAAUCAUUUGGGGUCUUCUGGAGGUCUGAGCACUAUGCAGUCACAAAAAUCACCUUCUGAGAAGAUCUAACACAACUGUGCCUUUGGGAAAAAAGAGACCUUUCAUUGAGAAAUAGAAAGGUGUAAUCUCAUGCAGCUGUAAUGUUUAUAACAUUUUCAAAUAAAGGCAAUCACAUGCGCA
Astyanax mexicanus (Mexican tetra) is the source of this 1285-nucleotide messenger RNA. It is a transcript of the gene c16h6orf120, whose product is annotated as chromosome 16 C6orf120 homolog. Bases 197 to 757 code for a protein of 186 amino acids. Lineage: Eukaryota; Metazoa; Chordata; Actinopteri; Characiformes; Acestrorhamphidae. The record is from RefSeq and is a predicted model, not a curated record. The transcript is spliced from 2 exons.